Oncorhynchus tshawytscha (Chinook salmon) is the source of this 3918-nucleotide messenger RNA. Its product is annotated as androgen-induced gene 1 protein-like. Gene Ontology annotation, cellular component: endomembrane system; membrane. The transcript has 9 exons. The record is from RefSeq and is a predicted model, not a curated record. The coding region runs from base 2734 to 3180 and encodes 148 amino acids. Lineage: Eukaryota; Metazoa; Chordata; Actinopteri; Salmoniformes; Salmonidae.
AAAUAUGAAAAGUCAAGGGGUCUGAAUACUUUCUUAAUGCACUGUACAUACUGUAGUGUUUGGGAUCAUUCACCCAUUGGAUAUAAGACACUAGAACCAUUAAAAUGAUUGAAAUUGGAGUAAAUGUUCUUUUUCAGCGGGGUUUGCAUGAUUCAGCUUAAAACAUUUGGCAAACGACAGCUGGCAGAGCGCACCAAAGCGGGUUAAGGUCUCAUGGCAUACUGGACCCAGUCAACACGUUGGGCUCGUGCCUAUUCCAUUUUAGACUUGAAGGACUCGGCAUGGACUUGGGGGGCUUCGUACGGAUGAGCUUUUCCCGCGUCCGGCCGAAUCAUAUUACUCUGGGCUCCGGCUAAUGGUACUCGAGCCGAGGCCAUUUCAGUUUAUCCGGCCCGAUUAACUUUUUCAGGAGUAGGGCCAUUUAAGGUUUUUAUUCGGCAAGGAAUGAAAUACCAAUAUUAAAAAAAUAUUAAAAAAUAUAUAUAUUUCACCUCUUAAGUCAUUGAAUUUUCUAGGUCAUAAAAUUUGUGUCAGUCUCUGCGGUCCUAUAGCUAUCAGAGAUGGUCCCUAAUUUAGAGAAUAUCCAAUCCUAUAAAUGCUUUUGCUUUUACUAAAGGCUAUGGCAGCUUUUGUUUUACAGUCCACCCAAUUAAAAAGUGCUCAUUCCUUCCCAUAACAUUGUUUCUAGGUUACCAGCAUAUAAGAUAUACAUGCACAAUAAUAACUUUACAAAAAUUAUCUGCUAACUUGCUGUGUGUGUUGGCUUCUAUGGUCAUCUUUUGUCUGUGUUAGCUAAUUGCACUGUUUAUUGUGCUGCACAUGUUCUUCUGUUCCACUGUAUGCCAUUUUGAUGUUCUAUUAUGACUAACAAAAAAAGAUCUGAAUUUAACAAAUAACACACAGGCCUAUUUUUUUCAAUAUCCUACUACAAUUUACCAGGAUUGACAAUUCUAUUUUUAUCGCAUUUAUUUUAAUCACUAAUUAGUCAAACAUGAUUGCACCUGAAUUUGAUCCUGAAAAUAUGACUAUAAUAUUUCCCCUUAAAGCUUUUAAGCAAUUAACAUAAUGCAGGCAGUAAUUGUAUUUUAAUUUCAGUGGCUAAAUAAGGAGGUAGGCAUAUCAGUUCCAGCUGAAACUUGGAUUGGAAUCUGUGCUCCAUGUGCAGCAAUAGAUCUAUCCGCGCAGCAGGCAGCCUGCUUGCUUCAGCAUCAACAUUCCAUAAGGCCGUUGGGACAGAGCACCGGGCAGGCUACACAACAACACAGCUGGAAAAGAAUGACAGUUUCUCAAUGUACACCAAAAAUAUAUAUAUUUGACUGCUAAGUGGUAGUCCCUGUUCUCCGGCAUUCUUGUUUUACUGCUGUAAGUAAAGCGGUGGUUUGUUGGGGAAAAGAACGUCAAGGAAAGGUUCGCUAGCUAGCUAACUUUAGCUAACUAACGUUAUCUCUCUGGCUAACCCUCCGUUGACAUGGAAUCUUCCCACUGGGCGCACACUAGUUGAAUCAAUGUUGUUUCCACAUCUUUGAAAUGAAAUUACGUUGAACCAGCGUGAAAUAGACAUUGGAUUAACGUCUGCUCCCAGUGGGGUCCAGCUUGGAUGGAAGGGUAGAGGUGGUAACAAAGGAAAGAAGUACAGAAGUUACCCAGCUUGCUGACAAAGACAUUUAAAUAGCCUAUCUCUCGCGCUCCAUCUGUCUGCCUGACUGCCAGAUUGCUGAGGGGCAACAUAGUCAAUGUACUUGCUAGGCUAACUUAGUGAAGACCUUAGGCAAUGGUUAAUCAUGAUUUGUCUCGGUCUUUAAAGUUCCUGAAACAUGUCAAUGACGUGAUGCACGGCUUCUACACCAGUGCUUGGCCACACACUCAGUUACCAGUGACCUAUUCUACUACAUCCCAGGGAUAGGAGAGAGCAGACCAACCCGUCUUUAAAUCCAUAGUCAUUGACAGUUUUGUGUGGAAAAUGUUGUUUUUGUCUAUUUGAUACUCUGAUAUUCAAUGUGAAUUGAUUCCUACUAAUCAGCUUUGUAAGAGCUAGGUUUGUACUAGCUAUGCUGUUGAUCGUUAACAUUUUUUCAUUAAAUCACUGACUGUAUUCCCCAAGAGACAUGCUAUUCAGCUGCCCAUGAUUGCCUGAGUAAGUAGAUCCAAAUUGCUGUCAGUUGAUCAAAUUGGAAUAGCACCACUUCUAAUAGGUGCAAAACCGUUGUUCUGAUUCAAGAGAUACCUACCUCCCUUGGUGAGUCAUGUAAAGUUUCUACCAUUUCUCUCUUGCUCAUUCUUAAAACAUUUAGAGAUAUUAUCCAACUACUGUUACAUUUGUCAAUCCUUUUUCUUAAAAUGUUUCAGAUUGAUGACCAAUGAGUUAAUGUUCCACUUCAAUAUAAGGGCCAGAGGAGCAAGCAUGCCUUUGCUACCACUAGUGUGUGCUCUUCAUUGUAGUUGUAAGUGUCAAGAAAAGUCAGAACACUCAGGAGGUUGUGUUACGGGCCCUCUGGAAAGUCCUAAAAUGUGCCCCUGACUGUCGUGGUGGAGGAGGACACAAAAUCUGACACAUCACACGACUCUUCAAGGCGGCCACUACGCUCCAGAUAGUCUUCUGUGCUCAGAGGUCCAUGAGGAUCUACCCCAUCACACCACUCUAAUCAUGAAUAAAACAAUGAGCCUUUAUAGUUUUGCCCACUGGGAUAUAGGGUGAUAUACUGUAUGACAGUGCCUAGCUGGAUGGUGUGAGCCAUGAUAUGGCUCAUGGUGCUGUACAUUUGGUUUGUGGUGACCAUGUUCUGGGCCCUAUACUUGUAUGACAGAGACCUGGUGUACCCCAGACUUCUGGACAACUUCAUACCCCAGUGGCUCAACCAUGGCAUGCACACCACCGUCCUCCCCUUCAUCAUCAUUGAGAUGAGGACCACGCACCACCAGUAUCCCAGCAGGCCUUGUGGACUGAUAGCUGUGUGCAGCUUCGCUGUGGGAUAUGUUCUAUGGAUGUGCUGGGUGCAUCAUGUGACCGGCGUGUGGGUCUACCCCCUGUUGGAGCAGAUCAGUCCCCUGGCGAAGGUGGCCUUCUUCUCCUGCCUCACUGUCCUGAUUAACAUCUACUACGUCCUGGGAGAGGUCCUCAACAGCUACAUCUGGGACGGCUCCAAAUGUGUUCUAGACACAGACAAGGCUAAAGCUGACUGAAGGCCAUUGCGGAGUAGGAACACUGCAUUGUGGGUCGCUGCAAAGACAGGCCCAAUCCCAACCCGGACAGCAUAAUAACAACUAUGUAAAUAAAUUAUUUUAAAAAAUAUGUGGGAAUAUGAUCAGAUUUUUUUCUCUUUUGAAAAUAACCUUUUGGGCUUUAAGUGCUGAGUCCUCCUCUUGAAGUUGUUGGACUGUAGCUAAGACCUGAGAUGCCUGUUUCCCGUCAAUGACAAGGUGGGAUAUGAAUUCACCACUUUGCUAUGGACUAGGAGGUAUUACGAUGACAUUACAUUUACUCACGUAUUAGUAUUUACUAUUUAAUCAUCCUGUUUAUCCAUCUCUACGACUCAAGUAUUAUCUGAACACCGAGUAUACUGCAUUAAAUGGAAUGAACUUAUUGCUAUGGGUGUGAUAUUAAUCUUAAGAUGCUUAGGCACUCCGGCAGAGUUAGCAAAAGCCAUGUAUCAGGAUUAGCUUUCUCUUAUUUUUCUCCCUUUUCACUGGAGAGCUUUCUAGCGAGGGCAUCUCGCCUACAGAGUGGCAUGAAUGACAGCCUUUUCCUGGUUGUGUAGUGUCUAACAGCUGUACCAUAGAAUGUUAUUUUCUAGGACAGCCAGACUUGUGAGCUCCACUGUUCAAAAUUACCCUUUCUUGUUUUUAUGUUUUUGUAAAAAGGGAUGACAGCGUUUGACUCUUGAAGUGUGUAUGGUCUUUCAAUAAAAAGGUGUUAAGUUA